This is a messenger RNA of Lentinula edodes (shiitake mushroom), 447 nucleotides long. RefSeq lists its product as uncharacterized. The record is from RefSeq and is a predicted model, not a curated record. Lineage: Eukaryota; Fungi; Basidiomycota; Agaricomycetes; Agaricales; Omphalotaceae. Bases 1 to 447 code for a protein of 148 amino acids. The transcript is spliced from 4 exons.
AUGAGCAAUGAGGAGCUGUUGGUCUGGAACCAAUUAUCGCAGAGCAUGCGCGUCCAAUGGGAACGUCAGUAUAGCGCCGGCAGCAACACCACCAAAGAUCUUCGAUUGAAAGACGGCACUCUCCUCGUCAAGCUCUCAGAAAUCAGUGGGGCGCUCAUUUCACAAAUCAGAAUCACGGCACCAGCGGACAAAGCCAAUUCAAACCCAAGGCUGCAUUCCUGGAUGGAGUUUCCUUGCGUCAUUCGUCAGGCUUUUCCUUCUGUCUCGACCGCCAUUUAUGGUUAUCCUGUCGAGGACACGACUCACAUCGCUUUGAACGUACUAGAUCGCGUAAUCUUCAUCAUUCAGAGUAACAAAGACAAAACGGUGUACGAAUGGCUGAUCCCUGAAUCCUUUUCGCCCCUGAACGAAGUAACCAACUCCCCUGUUCUAGGAUCCGUAAUCUGA